This is a messenger RNA of Penicillium maclennaniae, 1077 nucleotides long. Its product is annotated as NAD(P)-dependent alcohol dehydrogenase. Gene Ontology annotation, molecular function: alcohol dehydrogenase (NADP+) activity; zinc ion binding. The record is from RefSeq and is a predicted model, not a curated record. The transcript is spliced from 3 exons. Gene Ontology annotation, biological process: alcohol metabolic process. Bases 1 to 1077 code for a protein of 358 amino acids. NCBI's taxonomy places the organism in Eukaryota, Fungi, Ascomycota, Eurotiomycetes, Eurotiales, Aspergillaceae.
AUGGCACAGACUGACUACAAGUUUGAGGGCUGGAUGGGCCUCGACUCCAGCGCCGCCGAGGGCAACAUGGUCUGGCAGGAAUUUGAGCCCAAGGCGUGGGAGGAGACCGACAUUGACAUCAAGAUCUCGCACUGUGGCAUCUGUGGUUCGGACCUGCACACCCUCCGCAGUGGAUGGCGUCCGACUACCUACCCCUGCUGCGUCGGCCACGAGCUUGUGGGAACCGCCGUGCGCGUGGGUUCCAAGGUCACCAACAUCAAGCUUGGAGACCGUGUUGGUGUUGGUGCGCAGAGCGACUCCUGCCAGGGCCGCUUUGGUGACUGUGAAGAGUGCGCGAUGGGCUUGGAGCAGUACUGCUGCAAGCGGGUUAUCGGCACGUACAAUGCCACUCACUGGAACGGCGACAAGUCGUACGGUGGCUAUGCCACUUACAACCGUGUCCCUGGCCACUUUGCUGUCAAGAUCCCCGAUGCUAUUUCCUCGGCCGCGGCUGCGCCCAUGUUGUGCGGUGGUGUGACUCUGUACAGCCCGCUGAAGCACAACAACUGUGGUCCUGGCAAGCGAGUUGGUAUCAUUGGCGUUGGCGGUCUUGGACACUUCGGUGUGCUCUUUGCGAAGGCCAUGGGCGCCGACAAGGUGGUUGCUAUUUCGCGCAAGUCUGGCAAGGCCGAGGAUUGUCUGAAGAUGGGCGCGGAUCUUUACAUUGCGACAGAUGACGAGCCUGACUGGGCGACUAAGCACGCUCGGUCUUUGGAUCUGAUUGUCUGCACUGUUUCGUCUACUAAGAUGCCGUUCACCGACUACCUAGGACUUAUCCGCACCGGUGGCACUUUUGUUCAGGUCGGUCUUCCCGAGGACGGUGGUCUCUUUGCGCCCGUCCGAAAUCUUAUGCGCCGUAUCAAGCUCGAGAGCUCGCUGGUUGGCAGCCCGGACGAGAUUCGUCAGAUGUUCGACUUGGUGGCUCAGAAGAACGUGAAGCCGUGGAUUGAGGAGAUCCCCAUGAAGGACGCCAACAAGGCGAUUGUGGACAUGGAGGAGGGCAAUGCGCGCUACCGCUACGUGCUGGUGAAUGAGUAA